Molecule: messenger RNA, 1766 nt
Organism: Arabidopsis thaliana (thale cress)
Lineage: Eukaryota; Viridiplantae; Streptophyta; Magnoliopsida; Brassicales; Brassicaceae
Product: F-box/RNI-like/FBD-like domains-containing protein
Exons: 3
Coding region: 302-1171 (289 amino acids)
Source: RefSeq, marked reviewed
CUUCCUCCUGUAUUCCUUCUUCCUUCCACUACUGUUUUGCUUCACCAUCUUCCAAAAAAACGAUUUGUGAUUUUAUGAACCCAAAUUCAAAUUCAAUUAUGAACCCAAAUUCAAAUUCAACUAUGAUCGAAUUCUAAACACAAUUAUGAAGUAACGACGAUGAACUCGAAGCUUUGUCAUUUGGGGACUUCGAUGGAUACGAUUCGCUGCGAUUCCGAUAUCUUCUGAUCUCCUACUUCCUCUUGUACACUGGGAAGACAAGAUUCGGGUAUCUGUAACAGUAACUUGAAUCUGGUAAGAUAUGGACAAAAUCAAUGGAUUGCCUGAUGAUUUGCUGGUGAAGAUUUUAUCGUAUGUUCCAACGGAUAUUGCUGUAUCCACUAGCAUUUUGUCUAAGCGAUGGGAGUUUCUUUGGAUGUGGUUGCCUAAUCUCGACUACACUUCUCGGUGGUGUAGAAAGCCCGGUGACGUUGGACUUAGGGACUUUAUCCACAAGAAUCUGCCAUUACAUAGAGCUCCCGUCAUAGAAAGCUUGCGUUUUCAUUCUAAUAGCCCUGAUAUUAAACCUGAAGAUAUCAGACGAUGGAUUGAAAUUGCAGUUUCACGCCAUGUACAUGAUCUUGAUAUUGAUCAUUUUUCGGAGAAUGAAAACAUAUUCCUGAGUAGCUUUUUUGCCUGCAAAUCGCUCGUGACCUUGAAACUAAGAAGCGUGACUCUCAGGGAUAUUCCCUCUAUGGUUUGUCUCCCUUCUCUGAAAACUUUGCUACUUGACAAUGUGUCAUUUGUAGAAGGAAAAUCUCUUCAGGAGCUUCUAUCUAUUUGUCCUGUUCUUGAAGAUCUAUCGGUGUAUUGUGAUGACUAUGAAAAUACAAAAGAGUUAACUAUUGUUGUCCCGUCUUUGCUGAGUUUAUCACUCUAUAUACCUGAUGAAUGGUUGUUAGAUGGGUAUUGGAUAGAUACUCCUUCUUUGGAAUAUUUGAAACUUGAGGAUUGGAAUUCUUGUGAUCACUUAUCUUUGAUUAAGAAUAUGCCUAAGCUGAGGGAAGCAUAUGUUGAUGCAAAAUGCUUUCUUCCCAAGAGUGUCAUUGAAUCAAUCACAUCUGUCAAGCAUCUUACAAUAUGUUCAAAGGUUCCAUUUCUAUCAACUGCAGGUUGUCAAUCUAAAUUAUAGAACUCUUUGUUAAUAAUUUUGGUAUUGUGGCCAGGAUGGGUAUGGUGAUGGUUUUGUUUUCAACCAGCUUGAACAUCUGACCCUAUGUGUGUGUAGAGGGGAUUCGCCGAGUCUCCUUGGCCAGUUACUCAAGGAUUCUCCUAACUUACGAAUAUUAGAAAUCUCUGUAAUGGAAGAUCAUGUGGAUGAUGUGGGUAUUAGUUUGGAUGGUUGGAAUCAACCAAGUUCUGUUCCUGAAUGCUUGUUGUCGAGUCUACAAAUUUUCAAGUGGCCACAGUACCUUGGGAGACCAGAAGAUAGAGAUAUUGCGGUUUAUAUUCUGAAAAACGCUCGUCACUUAAAGAAGACAACAAUCUUGGCUGAUAGAUGUGAACGUUUUGUUACACAACGUCGGAUGAUCAAGGAGUUGCUUCAAGCAUUGCCAGCUCGUAUUUGUUGAGGACUUGAAAUUGAAUUAUAUGAUGUUUUCAUGUGUAGAACAUAAUUCUAAUUUUCCAGCUAUCUCGUGUUUGUCCAGCUAAGUCAGAUUGUUCCAAAUUUUAAUAUAAAAUAUUUCAAUUGUGGGGUUUGAUAGGUAUUUUUUCGUUUACGGGUU